Pygoscelis adeliae (Adelie penguin) is the source of this 3246-nucleotide messenger RNA. It is a transcript of the gene DIPK1A, whose product is annotated as family with sequence similarity 69, member A. Bases 9 to 1226 code for a protein of 405 amino acids. The transcript has 4 exons. The record is from RefSeq and is a predicted model, not a curated record. NCBI's taxonomy places the organism in Eukaryota, Metazoa, Chordata, Aves, Sphenisciformes, Spheniscidae.
UCUCCUAUAUGCGGAUGAAGUAUCUCUUCAUCUCUUGGUUAGUAGUAUUUAUCGGCAGCUGGGUUAUGUAUGUUCAGUACUCCACCUACACAGAACUAUGCAGAGGACAUGACUGUAGGAAAAUAAUAUGUGAUAAAUACAAGACCGGAGUUAUUGAUGGGUCAGCAUGUAGCAGUCUUUGUGCUAAAGAAACAUUGUAUUUUGGAAAAUGUUUGUCAACAAAGCCCAAUAACCAGAUGUAUUUAGGAAUCUGGGGAAAUCUGCAAGGUGUUAUAAAAUGCCAGAUGGAAGAAGCUGCUCAACUUGAUUUUGAUACUGACCCAGAACCAAGGAAGGAAAUAGUCCUAUUUGAUAAACCAACAAGAGGAACCACUGUUGAGAAAUUCAAAGAAAUGGUAUAUGGUCUUUUUAAAGCAAAAUUGGGUGAACAAGGAAAUCUUUCAGAACUGGUUAAUCUCAUCCUAUCUUUUGCUGAUGGAAACAAAGAUGGUAGAGUUUCUUUGCCAGAGGCGAAAUCUGCAUGGGCACUUCUGCAGCUAGAUGAGUUUCUGUUAAUGGUGAUCUUGCACGAUAAAGAACAUACUCCCAAGUUGAUGGGGUUUUGUGGGGAUCUCUAUGUGACCGAAAGAGUUGAAUAUACCCCUCUCUAUGGAAUCAGCCUUCCAUGGAUUAUAGAACUUUUCAUUCCCUCUGGCUUCAGAAGAAACAUGGACCAAUGGUUUACUCCAUCAUGGCCAAGAAAGGCAAAAAUAGCUAUAGGGCUUUUAGAAUUUGUGGAAGAUAUUUUCCAUGGACCUUAUGGAAACUUUCUUAUGUGUGAUACAAGUGCCAAAAACUUGGGAUAUAAUGAUAAAUAUGAUUUGAAAAUGAUGGACAUGAGAAAAAUUGUGCCAGAAAUGAAUUUGAAGGAAAUAAUUAAAGAUCGUCAGUGUGAAACGGAUUUGGACUGUAUUUAUGGCACAGACUGUAGAACUCUAUGUGACCAAAGCAAAAUGAGAUGUACCACGGAAGUAAUUCAGCCAAACUUGGCAAAAGCCUGUCAGCUACUUAAAGACUAUCUGCUUCGUGGUGCUCCUUCUGAUAUCCAUGAAGAACUAGAAAAACAGCUGUACUUGUGUAUUGCCCUUAAAGUCACAGCAAAUCAGAUGGAAAUGGAGCAUUCUUUAAUACUCAAUAACUUAAAAACUUUACUGUGGAAGAAAAUUUCCCAUACAAAUGAUUCUUAGCUUCUCCACCAGCAGAAGAUAAUAUUGAUGCCUGCCACUAAAGGUGGCCUACCACAUUUGAUAAAAACAAUCAUCUGCAGCAUUUUUUAAAGACGUUUCUUUACUCAGAUUUCAUGAACGGCUCUUUAACUCUUGCCCUUCAGUCAGUACCUUAUGACCGGGCUUCUCAAAGAACGAACAUGGCACUGAAUGAUCGGGCAGAGGCCAGAAGCACUUCUGACAUUCCAGCACUCUGUUAUGGAAACAAAAACCCCGCAUGCUUGACUGUUCCGUGCACUUUGUCAGCUCUUGAACAGGAUGAAAGUAUUCACUGUGCCACCACAUCAACUGAUGGAACAUCUUACAAUUCUGUGAAAAUCAUUGCUUACUUGUGAAAUACCUGCAAAAGAUUUUUGUCCCAAGUAGUUUUAUGAAGAACCACCACUACUGCAAAUAAUGUGUCUGAGUCCAAGCUGCUGUUGUGAAUAAACUGAACUGUGAAAUUGAAGUUUACUAAUACCUUGGCAUGGCAGAAUUUGCACAUUAGUAAUUUUUAAACUGUGGAAAAUUAGAAUUCUAGAACUGACAGGUUGUAAUACGAGACUUAAAUCAGAUUCUGUUUACACCUUGUUACCUCAUGCUUACAUCUUGAAUGUUUAAGUAGUUCAACACUUUUUAAUUAAGUCCUUAUACAGUGAACCAUGUUGGGAGCCAAGAAUUUUAGAAUGUGUUAUUUCUUAAAAUCAUGUAUACAGUCUAGCAGCAAUAUCAACAUCUGUUUCAAAAACUGUAAUUACUGUACUUCAGUUGAAACCUUUAACCCAAAUUAAGCUGUAGCAAAUAUUGAGAAGUAAGGAGUUUGUGGACUAAGCUAUUUUAUGAGAACUGAAGUCAACUAAUUUUUAAAAAUACUGAUAGCAGAAACAUCCUAACAGUUAAAGGAAGCUUGCAUAGUAUAGGAAUCUGCUGUAUGACAUGUGAAACAAGUAAUAGUUGUGGAUAAAGCCUUGACUCCUUACUGUCCCUCCAAAUUUAGCUACAGACUUGUACUUACUUCCUGCAGUAGUUCAAGAGGAUUUAUGUAAGCCAGAACUAGACCUGAACUGUAGGACAGAAGCUGGAUGGUUCAGGAUCAUGGAAUAUUGCUUAAAUGGGAGCCUGUAAGAUAAUAACAGCUAGGAAUGAGGUGGAACAUACAUAAGUGAGCUGCAGCAUGUUACUGUUUUCUAGUAGCAUCUGUGCGUCAUUGUUAAGUCUCAAGUCAUGAGUAAAUAAACAGCAUCUGAUCCUGGCACUCCACAUGGCAUGGCCACUGUACCACCUUUCAGCUGCACACCUGUUUCGCAGAUUUACAUCCACGUUCACAAUUAUGCAGAAUUGGAUGUCCAUAAAACACCUUAAUAAUACCAUGCUCAAUACUUAUCUGUUAAUGUUUAAUUUAUAAAUGCUUUAAGUAGGAAGUAGUUCAAUCCUUAAUGAUUUUAAUGGCAGUCAUCCAUACACUUCCAAAUCCUGGCCCCUUAAUUCGGUUUCAGCACAGGUAAGAAGGACAAGCUUUUAUUUAAAUAUUUGAAAGGCUGCUAAUUGCUUUAGGUAUCCUGUGUUAAGUGCAUUCCUUGAAUGAUUAAACUGAAGUACAGGAACAACAUAAAGUCAUUUCUCCAUACGAUAUGUAACAGUAUGCAGCUUGGGUUAAGAGUGUACUGUUUUGUAAACAUCAGCUUUUUAGUUUAAGAAUUACUAUGCUAAUGCUAAUUAUUGUCUCUAACUUGAUAAUGUCCUCCAAGAGCUAGUAAGUAUUUGUAGCCAGCAAUGCACUCAAAUGUAAAGUGGUCAUGUUCUUGGUAGAAAAAUCUGACUGUACUUGCUCUAGGUUUUGGGCAGAGAAGAUUACUGAAUCCAAAAUGAUGUUGGGUAUUUUAAACAACUGGAAAACAUGUACAGAACCUUCUUUUUUAUUGCUGUUGCAUCAAGUUGGAACUUUCAUUGGAAAAAAGAACCACUGCACUUGUUUACAAUAAAUCACAGGCCUCCUUUUCUC